GGGAGGGGGGGACCGUCUCUCUCAUCCCGGGUUCAACAUCAUGUCUGAGGAGGCGCGGUGGACGGGCGAGAGGAUGAGGACGAGGAUGAGGAUGAGGAUGAGGAUGAGGCACUGACCAUCUCCCCCGUGCUCCGCUGGAGAGGCUCAGAGUCUCCUGGCCGAGUCCGAUCGGAAAGAAGCAGCCGCAGGGAUGGAGGACCCCGCAGCCACAUGUAGAGGGUAGAUCUCCACCGGGACUGGGUCUUCUGGACUGACCGAGCUCGGCGGACUCCCUCCGUGCCCGUCCACGCGUGGAGCGCGACGCAUUCGGCGAGGAUGAAUAAAGCGGGGGGGAGGUCGACCUCGUCGCUGCCCCCGGAGCCGGUGGAGAUCAUCCGGAGCAAGGCGGGCUCCCGCCGCGUGCGCCUCAACGUGGGGGGUCUCCUGCACGAGGUGCUGUGGCGGACGCUGGACCGGCUGCCCCGCACGCGCCUCGGCAAGCUGCGGGACUGCAACACGCACGACUCGCUCAUGGAGAUCUGCGACGACUACUGCCUGGAGGAGAACGAGUACUUCUUCGACAGGCACCCGGGCGCCUUCACCUCCAUCCUGAACUUCUACCGCACGGGGAAGCUGCACAUGAUGGAGGAGAUGUGCGCGCUCUCCUUCAGCCAGGAGCUCGACUACUGGGGCAUCGACGAGAUCUACCUGGAGUCGUGCUGCCAGGCGCGCUACCACCAGAAGAAGGAGCAGAUGAACGAGGAACUGAAGCGCGAGGCGGAGACGCUGCGCGAGCGCGAGGGCGAGGAGUUCGACACCACGUGCUGCGCGGAGAAGCGCAAGAAGCUGUGGGACCUGCUGGAGAAGCCGAGCUCGUCCCUCGCGGCCAAGGUCUUGGCCAUCAUAUCCAUUCUUUUUAUCAUUUUGUCAACCAUCGCCUUGUCUUUGAACACACUCCCGGAGUUGCAGGACACCGAUGAGUUUGGCCAAGUAACGGACAAUCCGCAGCUGGCACAUGUGGAGGCUGUGUGCAUCGCCUGGUUUACCAUGGAGUACCUGCUGCGCUUCCUCUCAUCACCCAACAAGUGGAAGUUCUUCAAGGGGCCCCUGAAUGUAAUUGACCUGCUGGCCAUCCUGCCCUACUACGUCACCAUCUUCCUGACUGAGUCCAACAAAAGCGUACUGCAGUUCCAGAAUGUGCGACGGGUGGUGCAGAUCUUCCGUAUCAUGCGCAUCCUUCGCAUUCUCAAGCUGGCACGGCACUCCACAGGCUUGCAGUCGCUAGGAUUCACACUACGGCGCAGUUACAAUGAGCUGGGGCUGCUCAUCCUCUUCCUUGCCAUGGGCAUCAUGAUCUUUUCCAGCCUUGUCUUCUUUGCCGAGAAGGAUGAGGAUGACACAAAGUUCAAGAGCAUUCCUGCCUCAUUCUGGUGGGCUACCAUCACCAUGACCACAGUAGGCUAUGGGGAUAUCUAUCCAAAGACUCUGUUAGGAAAGAUUGUUGGGGGCUUAUGCUGCAUUGCUGGGGUACUGGUGAUUGCCCUGCCCAUCCCAAUUAUCGUCAACAACUUUUCUGAAUUCUACAAGGAGCAGAAGAGGCAGGAGAAAGCCAUCAAACGAAGGGAAGCUCUGGAAAGAGCCAAGAGAAAUGGCAGCAUUGUGUCUAUGAACAUGAAGGAUGCUUUCGCCCGGAGCGUAGAGCUUAUGGACGUGGUGGUGGACAAAAACGGGGAGAACAUGAGCCGGAAAGAGAAAGUGCAGGACAACCACCUUUCCCCCUCCCGCUGGAAGUGGACACCGAAGCGCACAGUCUCAGAGACUAGCUCAAACAAGUCCUUGGAAGGGAAGGAGACAGGCUCACCAGAUAAGGCCCGCUCCUCCAGCCCACAACACCUUAACGUGGAGAAGCUGGAGGAAAUGUACAACAAGAUGGCCAAGACCCAGUCCCAGCCCAAUCUUAACAGCAAAGACAGAGGGUUGUCAUCGAAAGCUGCUAAGCAGAGGGACGAAAUUGAGAUGGGUAGUAUCCCCGGCCCUGCUGACCCCCUGCUAACUGCACGUGAGGGCAUCGUGGACAUGAGGAGUAUGUCCAGCAUCGACAGCUUUAUCAGCUGUGCAGCAGACUUCCCAGAGAGCGCCCGCUUCUCACACAGCCCCAUCGCCAGUGGCCGCGUCAGUACCAGCCCGGGGCUGGAGACCACCCUUGAGCAUGAGCCCAUAUUGUCCCCCAGCAGCACCAGUAAAGCCACCAAGACGGAGUCCGUCCGAGAGACAAGCGCCAAAACCGAGGGCUCACGGCUCAGCUUCUUCUCCGACAGCCCUCGUGGGCUACGCUUCAGCAACCCGCUCAAAAGUCGCUCCUUCAAGGUCAACUUUCGGGGCGGGGAGUCCGGCUCAUCGUCCGCGCAAGGGCCCGCUGCUCCCCUUUCCGACAGUUCAGCCUUCUCCGACCGAUCCCUCCUGAGCCCCGAGGCAUCCAUUUACACCACAGCCAGCAGCAAAACACCACCCAAGUCACCAGAGAGCCUCAUGCCUACGGUCUUCACUUUCCACGAUGCAUCGAUCAGCAAGUACAUCGAUGCCGACACCGAUGAUGAUGAUCACCUUCAGGAUGGCUCUGACUCCAGCCCCUCAAAGCGGCUGCUGGACAACACCAGCCCUAAGUUCAGCAGCAACAGCACCUACCAGCGGGCAGCAAACCACCUGGAAGGGCCCCAGAGGAUGAACUGCGUGUUCGCCCUGGAGGGCCGGCCGGGCGUCGGCCAGGAGAACCACGUGGCCCAAGAGCCACGGGUGUCCCGCGGGGAAAAGGUUCGUUCCAAUACUUACGACGACAGCAUCUGAACCGCGUGAGGGGAUUGCAACUGGACAGAGAGCACUGGAACACAGCGGGGCCGGAAUGACCGAGCGUCAUCAGGAAAAAAAGUGUAAAAAAACAUGACAGCAAGAAACAUAACAUACGAAACACACUGGGAGUUUUGCUGCCUGGUACAGGAGACUAAGCACAGACACAGACAAUAACAAGAAGGUCUGGUAAUCUGCUGGUCCUCUCAUGAGAAAUACUUGAGGGAUUUGCCUCGGACUAGCAGGACCUUCACCAGACACAUGGCUCCUGCCCCACCCAGAAUGAACAGGGCUGCUCUGGCAGCUGAACAGGGCUGGGGGGGCAGGACACAAGGCGGAGCUGGGGUCGACCGCGAGGGACAGCGGAACAAAGUGGAAAAGGACAUGCCGCUGUCUUCAGUUCGAACGCGAUUCACCCAGGGAUGGCUCUCCGAGCCUCAGUCGGCCGAGACCCAACACACACACUGUAGAUUAGUUACUAACAAUGAGACUGCGCUCAAAAGCAAUUGUCAUUUUCUCUGUAGGGUUUUUUUCCCCCUCAAAACUGGCCUUAGU
Scleropages formosus (Asian bonytongue) is the source of this 3378-nucleotide messenger RNA. RefSeq names its product potassium voltage-gated channel subfamily B member 1-like. The coding region runs from base 316 to 2823 and encodes 835 amino acids. Gene Ontology annotation, cellular component: voltage-gated potassium channel complex; membrane. Gene Ontology annotation, biological process: protein homooligomerization; action potential; potassium ion transmembrane transport. Gene Ontology annotation, molecular function: delayed rectifier potassium channel activity; protein binding. The record is from RefSeq and is a predicted model, not a curated record. The transcript has 3 exons. NCBI's taxonomy places the organism in Eukaryota, Metazoa, Chordata, Actinopteri, Osteoglossiformes, Osteoglossidae.